This is a messenger RNA of Rubroshorea leprosula, 1091 nucleotides long. Lineage: Eukaryota; Viridiplantae; Streptophyta; Magnoliopsida; Malvales; Dipterocarpaceae. The record is from the annotation of a GenBank genome assembly.
AUUUACUUACUGAGUUAUCUCAUAGUUUUCCUUUUCCACCAUUUCAGGAAGUGAAACCGAGGACGGGGAAACCAAGGGGAGUGACGAGUUAGAAGGCUAGCCACUUGUAAUUUGAAUAUGGAUCUUAGGUAUAACUGAUGAUAUUGUAAGCUAGAUUGUGAUUGGAGAUUUUAUGGUAUCAGAGAAGUUUCAAAUUUUGAUCUUCAGAUUUUUGGUGGUAUUAGAUGUGAAUUGGAUAAGUUCCGAGCCUUGUGCAUUUGUGGAACCCACUCACGAGUGCACGGCGUCUGUCGCGCCUCGAAUUCGGGUUUUGGGGCGUGACACGGAGUGAGGUAAGUAAAAAUGGUAAUGCCCGUACAGGUUUUAAAAGCAUGUUUUGAUUUGUUUUUGAAGUGAUGGCGGGAUUAAACCCGUUUUAUACAAAAUAAGCAUAAUUGAUUUGAAAUAAGAUUAUUAUUCUUUUUAUUGAUUGAGCAUGCCUGCUUGAAGUUUAUUUGACUGUCCUGAUGAUUUGAAAGUGAUUGUGAAUUAUGAUUUUCUACUAACUUCUGCCUGUUUUGUCUCCGAUAUGGUCAUGUUAUUUCUGUAAUCCUGCUAGUGGGGGUUAAACGCUAGCACAUGUCGACAUGUUACUGAUAGAACCGGUUCAUUUCUGUAACCCUGCUAGUGGGGGUUAAACACUAGUAAUUUCUGUUGUGUCAGUGGGAGGUUUAUAACACUGACCGUGACCUAUAGAGGAGACGUCUAUUUCAUUCUCGUACUGUAUCCGUUUUGCGUGAUUGCACAUGUUGGCAUGCUAAAAGUUUAAUAAGGGGCACUCCAUAUUUUACUUACUGAGUUUAUCUCAUAGUUUUCCUUGUCCACCAUUUUAGGAAGUGAAACCGAGGACGGGGAAACCACGGGAAGUGACGAGUUAGAAGGCUAGCCAUUUCGAGAUUUGUUAUAGAUUUUAGAAAAUAAAUCAUGAUCUUGUAAAUUGGAUUUUAAUUGGAGAUUUUAUAAAUUCAUUGAAUGGAUUGUUAGUUACAAGAGAUUUGAUCUUCAAAUUUUGUGGUAUCAGAUUGUGAAUUGAAUAAGUUCCGAGCCUUGUG